Molecule: messenger RNA, 339 nt
Organism: [Torrubiella] hemipterigena
Lineage: Eukaryota; Fungi; Ascomycota; Sordariomycetes; Hypocreales; Clavicipitaceae
Source: the annotation of a GenBank genome assembly
CAUUCACACUUCUCUUCUCUUCUUCUAUCUUCUCUACCGAAGCCACUACUACAAGUCACAAUGAAGUUCUCCAUUGUUGCCGCUGCCACUCUUGUCGCUGCCGUCUCUGCGGCCGAUAAUGCCAUCCCUGCUGGCCGCGUUGCCAUUAUGAAGAGCGCUGCCGAGUACAAUGCCCAGGCUGCGAUUGCUGGCUGCGACUGGGUGAACUGUAUCUCGUCGCUUGCUGGUGCGACUGCUGCCUGUGCUGCUGCUUUUGCCCAGGGUGCUGCUAACCCUGUUCUUGACCUUGCCUGCCUUGCCUCUGUUGGUAGCACUGGUCCUGCUUGCCGCGGAUGCUAA